Molecule: messenger RNA, 1253 nt
Organism: Acyrthosiphon pisum (pea aphid)
Lineage: Eukaryota; Metazoa; Arthropoda; Insecta; Hemiptera; Aphididae
Gene: lin-28
Product: protein lin-28 homolog
Biological process (GO): pre-miRNA processing
Cellular component (GO): cytoplasm; nucleus
Molecular function (GO): mRNA binding; zinc ion binding
Source: RefSeq, marked provisional
ACAUUCGCGCGCGCACGCAGCUCACGAGGACCUCACACGCGCACCAUAAUACAUUUUUCAAUACAUUUAGUAUUUAACUGUGACUUUAAUACAUAUUAUAACAUAUUAAUAUUUUAACCGUGACUUUAAUACAUGCAACUGUGACACGAGUGUAUCCAACGGACCUUUUUUUCUUCUCUUCUCCCGCCACCAUAAUAUCGUGCGGGUACCAUUACGGACGACCGUUAAUAUUAUUAACAAUAUACUAGGUGCCGAACACGCCGAGCCACGAACCUGCACCGAAAUGAGUGAAAACAAUACCGAAAACAAUCAACUCUCGACGGCGCCUUCUAACGGUGUACACUUAGGGGACGAUAAGGUUAAAGCCAAAUUUAUCAUCCUCAAAGAUUCCGUGGAAACAAAUGAAAAACCGAACAAAAAUGGAAACGAUAGUCUCUCGUCCAAUGAUGCCGAAAACUUAAGACCGGAAAAUGAAGAACUACCUGAAGGUGUUCGUCAAGGUAUCUGCAAAUGGUUCAACUCAAAAAAAGGAUUCGGAUUUGUCACUCCAGACGAUGGUGGUAAAGAUGUUUUUGUUCAUCAGAGAGUAAUUAAAAAAGACGGAUUUAGAUCCCUUAGAGAGAACGAACACGUGGAGUUUACAUGUCAUGAAUCAGACAAGGGUUUAGAAGCUACUCUCGUUACUGGACCAAGGGGUCAAUACUGUAAAGGAUCAAAAAAAGCAUUUCCUCAAAAAAAAUUGAGAUGUUACAACUGUGGAGAUUUUGCCAAUCAUAUUGCUGCCAAAUGCACAUUGAGUCCUCAGCCCAAACGCUGUCAUAGUUGUAAGGAUCCAAACCACCUUAUAGCUGAUUGCACUCAGAUUCAGAGCAAAGAGCCUGUGAUUAAUAAGUUCAUCAAAAAUCCGCGGAAAAAAUCAGAACGACAGAAGCCAAGACCAAAGUCAAAACCUGAAGAUGGUAGUGUUGAUGAACAACAGCAGUCAACUGUUUUACCCAAUCAGAAUGGAGACGAAAUUAAUGACAAACAAGAUUAAGAUAAUUGAGUACAAGAAGACUAAUAAAAUAUCAUUCAUAAUCAUAAUUAAUUUUAAUUGCAUGGAGAUAAAUUAAUAUUUUUUUAAACAUUGGAGUUUUAAGAUACCUAUUCCUUAAAAAAAAGACUUAAUAUAGGUACCAUUUUGUAAACUAUUUUUUCUAAAAUAAAUUUUUAAUGUUGGUAAAAUGUCAACAAAUUAAAUUAUUUUAUUCAUG